AGUUUUGGGUUCGUGCUUAUCGUGGUGACUGAGCCCUAAAAUCCCUCAAUCGCCAAUCUCAAUCUCAAAAUCUGAGUCUCAUGGGUGGUGCUGCUAGUGAUAGUGCUAGUCUCCACUCGAUGGAUUCAGAUUCUACUUUUCCUAAAGACAAAGACUUUGGAAGAUUCCAAUUCGGAUGCGAGCACUACCAGAGACGUUGCAAAAUCAGAGCUCCUUGUUGCAAUCUGAUCUUCCCAUGCCGCCAUUGCCAUAAUGAUGCAGCGAAUUCUUUAUCUGAUCCUAAGCAACGACAUGAUUUGGUCCGCCAAAACGUCAAACAGGUUAUUUGUUCAAUUUGUCAAACUGAGCAAGAGGUUGCUCAAGUCUGCUCAAAUUGCGGCGUCUCUAUGGGGGAAUACUUUUGUGAUAUCUGCAAAUUCUUUGAUGACGAUACUUCGAAAGAACAAUUUCAUUGUGAUGACUGUGGAAUUUGUAGAGUCGGUGGGCGUGACAAUUUCUAUCAUUGCCAGACCUGUGGAGCUUGUUAUGCAAAGGACUUGCACGAUAAGCACUCGUGCAUUGAGAACUCCACAAAGAAUUCUUGUCCCGUCUGUUAUGAGUAUCUAUUUGAUUCGGUAAAAAUCGCACGUGUGAUGAGUUGUGGGCAUACUAUGCAUAUGGAUUGCUUCAAACAAAUGAUCAAAGAACAACAGUACCGUUGCCCCAUUUGUUAUAAGUCGAUGAUGGAGAUGUCUUCUUCGUGGCAAUUAUUAGAUGACGAGAUAAGCGCAACAGAGAUGCCUGUUGAGUAUAGAUUUGAGGUCACAAUUCUUUGUAAUGACUGCAACAAGAGGAGCAAUACUAUGUUUCACAUUUUGGGACACAAGUGUGGGCACUGUGGUUCGUACAACACUCGCAGGAUCUCAACUCCACAAGACCUGGUACGUGAAACAGAGUGAUAAGUCUUUGGCCGUCAUUGGUCCAGCGAUAGAGCAAUACGGCUCAAAUGUUCUGCUUGUUAUGUCAAAGUUAUCAGGCAAAACCAUUGGGUUUGGAUUCCAGGUCUUGUCCACAUAAACCUAAAUGUAUGCAAUUGGCUAUGGUCUGGCUGUUUUAAAACAGGUUAAACCAAUUACGGUUCAUCUAUACUCACAAAUUCUUAUUAUCAUGUGUUAAAAAGGAUGAACUAGUAAAAAAA
Messenger RNA from Eutrema salsugineum, 1177 nucleotides. RefSeq names its product E3 ubiquitin-protein ligase MIEL1. Gene Ontology annotation, biological process: protein ubiquitination; ubiquitin-dependent protein catabolic process. Gene Ontology annotation, molecular function: zinc ion binding; ubiquitin protein ligase activity. Gene Ontology annotation, cellular component: nucleus. The record is from RefSeq and is a predicted model, not a curated record. The transcript has 12 exons. Bases 81 to 938 code for a protein of 285 amino acids. Lineage: Eukaryota; Viridiplantae; Streptophyta; Magnoliopsida; Brassicales; Brassicaceae.